This is a messenger RNA of Amphibalanus amphitrite, 2265 nucleotides long. It is a transcript of the gene Trm1, whose product is annotated as probable tRNA (guanine(26)-N(2))-dimethyltransferase. The coding region runs from base 144 to 2246 and encodes 700 amino acids. Gene Ontology annotation, biological process: tRNA N2-guanine methylation. Gene Ontology annotation, cellular component: nucleus. Lineage: Eukaryota; Metazoa; Arthropoda; Thecostraca; Balanomorpha; Balanidae. The transcript is spliced from 14 exons. The record is from RefSeq and is a predicted model, not a curated record. Gene Ontology annotation, molecular function: RNA binding.
UGUGCUGAUCGGACGAAUGGGUUUUGCUGAUUGGCCAUCGAACAACGCAAAAAGGUGUAAAUGUAUGCUAGUUAUUCGCUCUACGUUUGUUUUUACUUUUCCCCUUCAGCUUCCUUCAGGGUUUUGCGGGUGUAUUGUGUGAUAUGUCAGGAAUUGGAAUGGCUAGCUCCAGAGAUGACGCAGAUGGUCAGAGCAAGAAUGCUGUGGUUUUACAAACCACUUAUGCUUCUGACAUCACUUCAGAGGAUAAGCUGAAGACUACAUCGACCUUGGCUAUGACAUUCAAGUGUCCUUGUAUCAUGUGCACUUUUGCCAGAGUGUUUAUGAGAUGGUUUCAUGCUGGAAUAUCUAAAUGGUCGAAUUUAUAUCAGGCCUCCAACACAGUGAGCCGCUCUGAAAUGGUUCUGGACAGGAACGCCUACACUGUGGUGAAGGAGGGGCAGGCAGAGGUGCUGUUCCCCAGCUCGAAGGACGUAUUCUACAACCCAGUACAGGAGUUCAACAGGGACCUCAGUGUCUCUGUGAUCCGAAUUCUCGCUCAACAACACCAGCGUAAUCUUCGUGAAAAGAAAGCGAAACGGCAAGCCAAGGAAGCAAAGCUCGCCGAAAAUGCCAAUAAAACAGCUGAGGAUCAGCGGGCCAAGGAACGAGUGGGAAAAGAGGAGCUGAAGGAGUCAGGAGAGAGUCAGGAUAAGGAGGCACAUCCUGCGAAUGGCGGUUCUCAGGAGAACGGUGCGGAGGAGCUAAAGCCGGGAGUGAAAUGUGAGACGGGUCUACGAGUCCUGGAGGCCCUGGCCGCCUCCGGUCUCCGCUCCUGCCGGUUUGCCCGCGAGGUUGGCGGUCUCCGUCAGGUGGUGGCCAACGAUCUGUCGGCCGCCGCCGUGGAGUCCAUGAGAAGGAACGUGGAACAUAACGGUGUCCAGGAGCUGGUGGAGCCGCACCAGGGCGAUGCCAGUAUGUUGAUGUACGGGGCGCGGAAGGAGCGGUUCGACGUCGUUGACCUGGACCCGUACGGCUCGCCGGCCGUGUUCCUCGACUCGGCCGUCCAGGCGGUGGCUGAUGGUGGCGUUCUUCAGGUCACCUGCACAGACCUGGCCAUCCUGUGUGGGAACGCGCCGGAGACGUGCCACGCGAAGUACGGAGCCAUGUCGGUGCGCAGCAAAAUGUGCCACGAACUGGCGCUGCGUAUCGCGCUGCAGUGCGUGGAGAGCCACGCCAACCGGUACGGCCGCUACAUUGAGCCGCUGCUGUCAGUCAGUGCCGACUUCUACAUCAGACUCUUUGUGAGGAUACACACGUCGGCCGGCAAAGUCAAACUGUCCGCCAGUAAGCUGUCUAACUGUCUGGUGUGCUCCGGCUGCGACUCUUGGCGUCUCCAACCGCUCUGUCGUGUGACGUGGAACGGUCCCAACGCCAAGUACUCGCUGCCCGUGCCGCUGGCGGACGGCGACAAGUGUCCGCACUGCGGCUUCGCCACGCAUCUGUGUGGACCCCUGUGGAGCGCGCCGCUACACGACGCCGGCUUCGUGACCGAGCUGCUGGAGUCGCUAAAGGAAGGCGAGCUCAACACCUACAAACGCAUGGUCGGCGUCCUAUCUGUGAUCAGGGAGGAGUUGCCGGACGUGCCUCUGUACUAUGACGCCGGCCGGUUGGCCAGUACGUGUCGACUCUCCGUGCCGCCCAUGCUGGACCUCAGGUCUGCUCUGCUGAACGCCGGCCACCGCGUCUCGGGCUCUCACUGUAACGCCUCCGCCAUCAAGACGGACGCGCCGGCCGAGUUUGUGUGGUCUGUGAUCCGCGCCUGGGAGGUGCUCCAUCCCGCCAAACGAGAGAACAUUCCCGCGGGCAGCCCGGCGGCCACUCUGCUGGCCAAACCUGCGCCAGAUGGUGUGAGUUUCAUUCGACACCCUGAGGCGAACCCAAAGUCGCGCGAGCUGCAGCUGAGGAGGUUUCAACAGAACCCCGAGCCGCACUGGGGACCCAAGGCGCGCGCCAAGACCAGCAUCUCGCACGAGGCGAUGCAGGCGAAACAGAGUCGAAACCAAGGCAAGAAGAGGAAGCGAAGGGAUGGCUCGGCGUCCUCCCCUCCACCCGAAGAGUCCGUGAAAAGAGAGAGGACGGAGGUCGAGGCAGAUGGGAAGACAGAGCCGGAGGAUGCGACGACGGAUGGAGCGCGGAAGGAUUCCACGAGGGGUGAUGGGGUGAAGGGGACUGAUCAAAUGGAAGUCGUAUCAUCAGAGUCAUGAAUAUAGCUGGUGAAGAAAA